This is a messenger RNA of Branchiostoma floridae (Florida lancelet), 9335 nucleotides long. RefSeq names its product mediator of RNA polymerase II transcription subunit 13-like. Gene Ontology annotation, biological process: regulation of transcription by RNA polymerase II. The coding region runs from base 309 to 6776 and encodes 2155 amino acids. The transcript is spliced from 31 exons. The record is from RefSeq and is a predicted model, not a curated record. Gene Ontology annotation, cellular component: mediator complex. Gene Ontology annotation, molecular function: transcription coregulator activity. NCBI's taxonomy places the organism in Eukaryota, Metazoa, Chordata, Leptocardii, Amphioxiformes, Branchiostomatidae.
UUAGUAAUGACAAGCCUGUCUCUGGAAUGAUCUUAGAGUUUUGACAUUUCUAUACAGGUCGGAAUGAGGACUGCGGUGGGAGUGAAUAAAUUAUUAUGUCCGGUCACGUGACGGCCGGGCGACCAAUCAGCGCCUUCCGACUGCGCAGCGCCUCAUCUUGUCGCCAUUAUUGAGGUUUUUGUGGAGGUUGAAAGCUUGUGAGCAUUUUUACCAGGAUUUAGGGCCCAAAUUGUGCGGAUUUAGGCCCAAAUUUCGCGCCGCAGGCCCUCGGAAUACCCGUCGGAGUAGGGUGUAGCCAUGUGCGGAACAUGAGCGCUACAAACUCCGUGCCGAACGGUUGUAGUCUGGAGGAUUGCCAUUCAAAUGUGUUUGCUCUGACUGACCUGACAGGUAUCAAAUGGCGUAGGCUACGCGCCCCGUGCCCUGCGGGUGUGGGGCCCCUGGAGGACCCCAUCCUCUCCUCCUUCGCCAAGUGUCUCGCCGCCGACGUCUUCUGCGUGUGGCGCCGUCUCAGCCCCAGCACCGCCCCGAAGUUCCCGGGAGACAGCUUCCAGGGCGAACCAUCGACCCCAACCCCGAAACAAGAGCGGGAGCUGUGGAUAUUCUGGUACGGGGACGAUCCCGACUUAACGGACGUGUUACACCCCGAGCUGAAAGAUAUUGAGCAGGGGUCCUGGGAAAAGGAGUUAUCCUACGAGUGUCGGACCUUACUUUUCAAAGCCUUGCACAACCUCUUGGAGAGAUACUUGCUGUCUGCGGACUUUGUACGAUUGGGGAGGUGGUUCGUGCGACCGUACAUUCAAGGCACUGACAAGAAUGACAAAUGUGAGUACCUGUCGUGCGCCUUCUCGUUCUUCCUGCACGGUGAGAGCACAGUAUGCACCAGUGUGGAGAUCCAGGAGCACCAGUUGGUGGAGCGUCUGUCCAUGCAGCACUUUAACAGCGUGCAGGGCACCGCAGGCGGCUUCCAUGUCCUACUCAGUCCAUAUGGCCUGCACGCCACGCUGACUGGGCGCACCUACAAGGCCAGCGACCCCACCACACAGAGGCUUCUGGACGAAUGGAAGCACUUCUACCCCCUGAGCGACCAGGCGUCCGCAGAUGUGGGAGCCGCAGGCGACGCCAGCAGCACACUGCCGGUGGCUGUGGAGGUCGUCGUAGGUGGUGUGCGGAUGUGCUACCCUACUGAGUACGUGGUUGUGCCCAUGGUGCACUGUGAGGAAGGGACCCAGACAACAAGUGGAGGUGGCAGCCUAUCUGCAGUACAGCCUGCGAUGGGGAAGGCCUCGGCUCCGAUGUCCACGCUAUCGUCCAUGUCGCUCACCCCGCCGACCUCCCCGCUCAACCAGAGCGUGCUUCCGUCCGGCACCAGGACCGGGAACCCGGCCUGUCCCGCCAACCCCGCGGAGGACGAGCUGGGGUUCCGCGACGUGUCGCCCGAGAGGCUGGCGAGGAAAGUGGCGACACAGGUGUGGCAGGACAGCUGUGUCACAAUAGGUGUCAAACGACCACACCCUGAUGCCACAAAUAACGCAGGGGAUGAUGGGAUAGCGACGGACCUCGGAAACUGGGACUUCAUCGACCCUACACAGAAGGUGGACUGCAAAUGUUCAAGACAAAAGGUGAAGUUGCGGUCCUCAGGCCACGGAUCGAGCCGGCCAGCCCCCAGCUCCUCCUCAGGCCUAUCCAAGCACACGUACAGCGCCUGGACCAGUCUGGGGGGAACCUCCUCCAAGCACAAGCAGAGUGACAAGUCGGAGAAACAGGAGAAACAGCAGCAGCCACGCGUGCGGCCCCUCACACCAUUCCACCACCGGGCGCCGACCCCCUCCGUCGACUCCUACAUGGGUGUGGACCAGGAGAACUUCACCAAUCAGAGACUGGGACUGGGGAUGGGACCACUGGCGGGCGGGGGUGGACAGGGCGUCGAUAACAAGCGUUUCCUGCCGACUCCUGGUUCGGUGGAGUCGUCUCACUCUGCGGCACCCUCCCCGCUCGUGGCGCCAUCGGGGACGGCGUCCAGUUCGCUGCCGGGAGAAAGAACAAUGCCGACGUUAAGCCCUCAUCCGAUUAUAAAGAAGGAAAACGACAUGGGGCCCCCUACUGUCACCUCCCAGAGGGAAUGUAGCCUCCCGUUCGCGAACAACACUGCGGUGGUAACGGAGGUUCAGAGAAGACUGGACAAGAAAGCAGCUAACGAGUACAAGGGUUUGCCUCCGGAGAGUGAAAAGGAGGACGGAAGAUGGAAAUGCUACAAACUUCCCAAAGUGAACACAGGAAAGGAAUUUCACAGACCGGCGCUCGCUCCGACGGUGUUUGACACCGCGGGGUUUGAAAACGAGGAGGAAGGAACUUCAGGACAACUACCAGACUUGACAGUUAGGCCAGCACUUGGUGUACUUGAGAGGCCUCUGAAGAAGAUGAAGACAAAUUUCUCGUUCCGCCCGAUCCACCCGGCCAUGGACACCAUCCACAGCGACUCCUCCUCCAGGAGUCUCAUGGCCAGGACGUCUCCCGGGAUCGACCCUUACGAGUUCAUGGAGGACUCCUCACCUCCUAGCCUUAUGCCAACAGGGUUUCCUCCUCGAGGGAAGUCCAGUAAGAAGGGUCGGCUGCAGUCUCUGUCAUCCCAGUCUGACAGGAACAGCACUGACUCCCAGUCUAACAAGGGUGCUGAGGGACAGAACCAGGCUGGCACAGCCAAGGGGGAGGCCUCAGCCAAGUCUGGGGAGAAGGAACCCAAGUUGUCAUCACCCCAGCCAGCAGUGAAGGUUGUGUCCUCUACCAGCCUGACCACAGAGGCCGACCUGGCUGUGACCUUCAGCGACCUUGACCAACUUUUCGAAUCAUCUGACUCAGACAAUGAUGAUGGGGGUCCGUCUGCAUCAGGUGGUGCGAAAAGUGCAAGUGCCGCCUCGACAGAAGACACUGCCCAAACACAUCUGCACAAGAGCAGUGGCGGAACAGGGAACAUCGCUGAUCUUCAAAACCUUCAGACAAUGUUCCCCACACCGCCGUCCGUCAACCCUUCCCUGUCGCCAUGCAACGCGGGGAACCAGGAGUACACCAGCCCGGACUCCGUACCCGGGAUCACCAAGGCAGACGGGCACGCAGCCACCGCGCUGGCAGACUACCCCGAGGUGGAGGUGGACGAGAGCAUGGGCAGUCCUGUCCCCGAGCAGAUCAAGGACUGGUCGUACGUGUACAGGAAAGCCAACACACAUCUACACUGUGGGUCCUCCAUGUACGCACCACUCAAGUCACUGCCCAGUCACAAGUUGCCACCCAUCCGACUCAAGGACAACAUGCUGUAUAAACCAUCAUGGCAGAUGCCUGUGAAGGACUAUCCCACUGUGACCGCAGGGGGGUUCAUGGACCUCAUGCCCCUCCCACAAGACAUGAUCAACUCCACCUGUCCUAUUACCAUGACGACUGUCACCGCUAGCAACAGCGUCCCCAUGGCUUCUCCCGCCUUCGCCUCAGUGAAGACGCCGCGCAGCGCAGGGGGGCCCGGACCGUACGAUUCCCCGCCUUCAACGGUGUCCUCCUUCCGGAACGUGAAUUCCGUGGAUAUGAACAGCGUGGGACCGACCAUGGAGGCCCACAGCCUCACUGUCAAUAUGCUUCUCUCGGAUUCCGCGAUCAAUCUGUUCAAGGACAGGAACUUCGACAGCUGCGUGAUCUGUGUUUGUAACGUGAACAUCAAGGGCGCAGACGUGGAAGUUUACCUCCCGGAGUUCCACGCUCAGAACCAGGAGGCUCAGUACAAGUGCACAUGUGGCUUCAGCGCCGUCAUGAACCGCAAGUACGCGCGGAAGGCAGGGUUGUUCCCGGAGGAUCUCUGCGAGAUUUUCGGCUUCAAGAACGUGAAGAGACUAAAGGAUAACGUGAGCGAGGUGAACAGAACUAGUAGAGAGGGCGAUAGCGCCCAGUCGGGAAAGACGGACGAGAAAGCCACUCUAAAUAUGAAGUUAGCUGGAAACAACAGAAUAUCCAAAGCGUUGUUGCAAGUUGUGCAGGACCAGUGUUCAAGCCUGUAUUCCACACCACAUUCCUUGGAUAGAAUCGUGGCCAAUCGGAGACCAUCGGUCGUUUCGCAGAAAAUCGAAGUCACCAUUUGUGAUGACUGUGAUGCGUGCCACUGGGCAUUAGAGCAGGGUAGGAGUCAUGACGGCUCCCCAGUCAAACUGGAGCAGGCAGACAAGGCUGUGUGUCAGCACACGUGGCCACCGCCUAAAGCUGUUGACCAGAGCAGCCUGUCGUCGCGUGACGUGGUGCGGAUGUUGCAGUCGCUGCAGCCGCUUCUCCAGGACGCCAUCCAGAAGAAACGCACCACGAGGUUAUGGGAGCCCAAACCUACCGUCCAGGGUCCUCUCACCUGGAGCCAGUUCCACAGGCUGGUGGGCAGAGGUGGAGACGAGAACAGUUCGGAGCCCCUGCCGGUGCCUUCACUCCUGGUUGGUUACGAGAAGGACUGGCUGUCGCUGUCUCCGUUCGCUCUCAACCACUGGGAAAAGCUCCUGCUGGAACCGUUCGGCACCUCGCGGGAUGUCGUGUACGUCGUCAUCUGUCCAGACAACGACACCAUCCUCAGCAACGCCAAGGCCUUCUUCAGGGAGUUGAGUACAGUGUAUGAGAGCUGUAGACUGGGUCGCCACCGUCCAAUCACCACAGUCCUGCGGGACGGAAUCCGGCGUGUCGGGAAGGUCGCGGCAGAGAGGCUGGCGGACAAGCCUGUGGACGAGUGGUUCAACAAACUUGAUGCGGUACCAGUGGGUAAGAAGCUGAAGUUGUAUGCGCAGGUCUGCAAACAUGACCUUGCUGCCCACUUGGCCACUGUCACGCUGGACACCUCACUCCUGAAGGCACUGCCGACACCCGGAAAGAACUCUGUUACCUCCAACUCCAGCAACAGCACCACGGGGACCUCCUCCUCCGGAAACACAGACAAACCCCCCUCCGUCCCCCCACCCCCCUCCAGCGGGGAUGGAAAGGAGGGGGAGUCACCUAAGGACCCUAACAACACGGGAGGGGAGAGCUCGGAGGGUGGGCAGAACAAGGAGAACAAAGAUGGCUCCCCUGACGAGGUGGACGAGGAAGCCCAGCCGCUCGCGGUGGUUGUGUACAUCGUGGAUCCGUUCAGCAUGGGUCCCGAAAACGGCCACCUGACGGACGUGUACGCGCUCGGGCUGCUGAAGUGUUACACCGAGAUUCUGCAGGCCGACCUUCCAGACAACGUCAGAAACAACAUCAGUCUGCAGAUCAUCCCUGUGCAGCAGCUGGUUCAGCCCCAGAAGGCUGAGGAGCGAGCGACGUACCUGCAGCACCUGAAGACACUGGCCUUCUCCGUCUUCACACAGAGCCACAGGACCCUGCAGUUCACCAUCCACGCCAAGUCUGUCACCGGCUUCGGGCCGUCCGCACAGAAUGAGGCCAUUCUCAAGUCAAAAGAGACUGACGUGCUGCACCUGUACACGCCACCUUACAUCCUGGCACCGCAGAAGGACAAACAGACAGAACUGGUGGAGUCGUUCGGCGAGCUGACGCCCAAAUCCGGGGUCCUGUUCUGCGCGUACUGUCUGUCGUCCGACCAGCGGUGGAUACUGGCCACGGUAACGGACCUGAGGGGGGAACUCUUGGACACCGUCGUCAUCAGUGUAGAGGCUCCAAUCAGCCCCAAACCCAGGAAGGUGUCUGCCUGCAGGAUGGGUCUACAGAAGCUGUGGGAGUUUGUGCUGUCCGUCAUCGCCACGACAACCUUCCCAUGGAGGAUCGUCAUCGGCAAACUGGGCAGGAUCGGGCACGGAGAGCUCAAAGACUGGAGCAGCCUGUUGAGUCGUCAGCGUAUCCUGAAGUCCAGCAGGAACCUGAAGGAGGUGUGUCGGAUGUGCUCGAUGUCUCCGCAGUGCGAGUGUCCCACAAUCCUCUCUGCCUGCAUGGUGUCGCUGGAGCCAGAGAGCGCUCUCAGGAUCUUCCACGAGUCAGUGAUGUCAGGUUCGGCUCCUGGUGCCAGGCCGGGCGGCCUGCUGGGUUCCCAGCUCAGCACCCCACGAGACGCGUCCUGUACACACCUCAUGGCCUUCCCCACGUCCGCCACCACCCAGGCUGCAGCCGCCAACUUCAGCAUCACCGAGACUAUGGACCUGGGCUUCGCUGGAAACACAGGUGACAUGUUGGGUGAUGAUGACCUUCUGCCGGUGCUGCAAGAGGACCUCGGGGACUCCGAUCUGAACCAGUUCCUAGGUCUGGCUGCGUCUCCAACUGCGCUGACUUCUCCGGUCCACUCCCCGCAGUCCCCCACGGGAGGGGGCUUCUCCGGCGGCGGACAGUCCAACCCUUACUCAGGGGGAGGGGAUGGCAGUGGAAAAACGUCUUCCUCUCAGCCCCUGCCUGACCCAGAUGAGAUCCCCAUGCUCCUGCAGCAGCCCCUGGCCCUGGGGUACUUCAUCUCCACCGCACCCAUCGGAGACAUGCCCAAGUCCUUCUGGUCCGCCUGUCCUCAUGCCGAGGGGGUCUGUCCCGUGUACCUCAAGUCUGCGCUCCAUGUGCACACCCCUGCCGUACAGCAGAACUCUGAGGAGAUCCUCCAGUCUCGACACUCCCACCCCCUGGACUCCAACCUCACAUGUGAUGUACUCAGGUAUGUUUUGGAAAGCUACAAUGCUUUGUCGUGGUUGACCUAUGACCCCGUGAGGAGGGACCGCCGCUCUUGCCUCCCCGUGCACAUGGUGGUGCUGACCAAGCUCUACAACACCAUGGCAACGCUGUUGACGUAACAGUAGCUACGACAACAGUAUCCAUAGCAACAGUGGCUUCCAAGGCAUCCUGAGACAGACUUUUCCUCAUAGCAAUUUUGUACACGAGACUUUUUUCCUUAAAACAAAACAUGAGGCAUUACCCAUGAAGCUGUUGGUAUCUGUUUACAGCUGGUCGUCAUGGUGAUGCCUGUUACUAUAGCAACUGGAGUGAAGGUAGAACAGUUUUCUGGUGCAGUCUACGACCACCGCCUACUUUUGGUGGUUUUAUGUUGUGGAAUUGGCAAAACAGUAGAGAAUCUGAAAGAUAUUUUUCCCAUUCAGGCAACAAUAACUUGUUUCAGCUUAGCAAAGGCAAUUAGUUGUCUCAGUCGACACUAAAUCUUUUGGCUGUUACUUUUUUUGGCUAAUGCUGGAUUUUGGAUUCUGAGAAAUGAAAAUGAAAGAAGCAAUAGUAUCUGCUUGGAGAAAGCUCAGUUUAUGACCAUUCAGUACUUCACAUUUCUGUCAUCUGAAGUUCCAAAAACACAUCUAACAGGCUAGUGUUUCCUCUUUAUGAAGUAUCAACAUGUGUGGACAUCUCAUGUCAAUCUGUACAUGUGUGUAUUGUGCUAUGUUCAGAGGGAGAGCAUCAGCAGUCCAUGGAAUGGACAAUGUUGUGAGUGUGGCAGGGUUAGAGGAUGAGAAUUCAGACUUGUAUUGGAGCGUUGCAAACAAUGACCCAUUGUCAAGUAUCACUGAGGAACGUCUACCUACAGAUAUAAGGCUUCUCUCAUGGUCAGGAUUUUGUUUAAGGAUUAGUGGAGAUUCCACAAAUUCACUACUAUUUACUUUUGAGGAAAAUGUCCAUCUUUGAUUACUUCAUAGAAAUACACAGCUCCCUUUGUCCUGAAAUGUGGCAACUGAAUUUUUUCUGACCAUGUACACCCCUUUGGCUUCUGGUCAACAUGUGCAAAAUACAGCGUAGUUAUUGUACAAAUCACAACCACUUUCUCAGUACGAAGUACUAGUACCUGAAUGAAUUCUUCCAAAUUGUUAAUGAGAGUGAUAAAAUUGCUUUCAUUUUUGUGUAAAUGCUUUGUUAGCUAAAAGACCUGGUAGGAAGAUAAAGUUGUUUGUGCACUUCUCAGUUUCAAAGCUGAACUUGUUAAAGGCAAAGGCACAGAUAGUUCUGACUAAAAUCUUGAAAGGGAUGGCAAACUUGCAGCACAUACCUUUUCAUCCACAAUUUUCCAUUAUAUUUUGAUAGUCCUUCAAUAACUUAGUUUUAAAAUGGCAGAGAAUGGCUUCAGUAUGGGGAUGUGUGUAUUUGUUCCUUUUGUACUUACUGGUAUAAAUUGUUUAAAUGACAGUAUGCUUCCCCUGUUAGGUGAAUGGAACAGUCUGAGUUGUCUCUUACUUAGUUUGGAGGAAUGUACCAAAACUGGUGGUAGUAGGUGGGUGCAGAUCCAUGAUGACCAAAGCUUACAGAUCACAGAGGUUGCACGUCACGUCAAAAUCCAUGUAAAUAAAUUGGUAUAUUUUUGUGAGUCCCCUUCGAUCACUCAACUGUAUUGCACAGUGCUCUCAAAAAUUGCCGCCCCUGGCAGUUGAUAUUGGUGAAUUUUGUAUGUUCUGUGAUAUUUUUGUGACCUGAAUAUAAGUGUCUGUGUACGAUGUGUUAUUGAUGAUACUGCCUUUGCUCUCUCUUAGAUGCCUAAGUAAUAAAAAUGUACUGUGUGUGUAUACACUACCUGCAAAAUAUAUAUAUCUAUAAAUAUAUGUAUAUUAUAUCUACAUAGUACCAUGUAUGUACCAGACCAGAUUCUUGUAAAUCUAUUUUAUACAAAUGGAAGACUUUAAUAAAUUAUUGUUUGUGUCCGAGGACGGCCAGAUGACUAAUUUUAUGUAUGUACACUGUUGUACUUGUACAAAAAAAAUGGCAAAACCUUCAGGGACGCAGUCAAGGGACGGGAAAGGACCGUUACUAUGGCAACAGGAGAUUUUUCUGUCAUGAUAUCAGAGGUUACGUUUUUAUGAAUUUAGUUCCUGUAAAGAUGAUUGCCAUAUAUUUCGUCCCUAUGUCUCUGAUGAUGACACCCAUACUACUUAAUGACAUGAAUAGCGUCUAAUUUCUCAUGCCUUGUAAGGUAUAUGUUUUAUAAUUUGUGCCUCGGAAUGGAAGGCUGCAAACUUUUGUACAAUAUGUUGGUUCAAGAGCAUGUGAAACUUACUUAAUUUAAGAAUUUUGCUUCAAUGAUAGGAUUUCUGUUGCACCAGAUGCAGCGAACAUAAGUCGAGCUGCCGAGCAUGCUUCGUGCCCUAGCUUUGUACAUAGGAAAAAAUAGUGGGACACGAAAAGAUGUAUAUUAUUUCUCAAAUGUCCACUCAAUGUGUUACGAUGAAUGUUAUACUUUGGGGCAGGAGACUGGUCUGAAUAUCGUCCGUGGUGGCUGCUGUCCGAUGUCAGUGUGGGGUCCAGCGAGCGAUAAGGCGCCACCUACCGUGGCCUCCCGCCUCUGGCGAAGUUUCCCCCCAACCACAAUGGGUUUCUACUUUUCCACGUGAUUUGUAGAGUCAAUAAAAUAAGUUAUUCAUGUA